Messenger RNA from Carica papaya (papaya), 3884 nucleotides. Lineage: Eukaryota; Viridiplantae; Streptophyta; Magnoliopsida; Brassicales; Caricaceae. The record is from RefSeq and is a predicted model, not a curated record.
UUUGAUGGAUGUUAUUAUGAUUACAUAAGAAAUAAGGUUGUAUUCCCAUUCCCACAGUUACUUCUCCAACAAUACUCUCAAAAACUUCUGUUGACCAAAAUCUGUAGAAUACCCGAAAUACCCUUCCUGCUUCUUUGGUCACACGCAUGCACCGUCUUCCUCUGCUCCAACCCAACACUAUCCAAUUUCCGGGUUGCCGAUACCGCUCUCUCCUUCCCUACUCGCAGCUAAAGUUUCAAUCUCUUCUCUUUUCUAUUUCGUUCUCUCUUCCAAAUUCGACGGCUUUUUUAGGUUUUGCGUUUUGCACCAAUUAGGGCUUCUCUCUCUCUCUCUGUCGAUUUUCCCUUUUUUUUAAUAGCUUGGGAUCUUCGGGUGCGGUAUUAUUUGUGUAAGAAUCUCCCAUUAGCAAUGGUUCAAUUUGUUUGACUUUUUUUUUAAAUUGCUUUUACUUAUCAUUUCAAAGCCAGGUGAUAAAAUUCUCUCUUCCUGCGAGAUUGGUAACUGUUCUGUGUUUGAUUAUUUAAGAAAACUACAUAAUUGGAUUGAUUAGGGUAGCUGUUUGACUGAAGAAAAAGACAAACUUGUACUUAUUCUGCAAUUAUGUCGUUGCAAUGGCUUCAGUAUGGAGAAAUUUCUCUGAUUCUCUUAUUUGUUGCUCCGUUUCCAUUGGCUUCUUUAGCAGCUAAAAAUAAGACAUAUAGUCUUUAUUUGUCUCCAAUAUGGUAUUGCAAAACAUCAAUGCUUGUUAGGCUCAGUUAAGAAAUUUUGAUUGUUAAAACCAUAAACUAAGAAAUUUAUUUUAUGGCUUCCUGUACCAGAUGGAAUUUAGGAAUGGACUUUGGAAUAUAUGUCUGCCAUUUGUUCUUGAGUUAUUUGCAAUCCAUAUAUAUCCUAGCAAUUCUCUUUGACCCUGGCAGGACAUGGCCGGGAAAAAAAUUAUAGCAAUUUGUAUGUCUGGCGGUGAAUUUGAGACCGAAAAGGAUGGCUCAUUAUUGUACAAAGGUGGUGAUGCACAUGCUAUAGACAUUGAUGACCAAAUAAAGUUCAACGACUUCAAGAUGGAAGUAGCGGAAAUGUUUAACUAUAGCAACGAUACAAUGUCUAUGAAAUACUUCCUUCCGGGCAACAAGAAGACUCUUAUUACUAUCUCAAGUGACAAGGACUUAAAGCGGAUGAUAAAGUUUCAUGGAAAUUGUGACACUGCUGACAUCUAUAUCAUAAUGGAAGAAACUGUUGCUCUUGAUGUCUCAAACAUGCCUGCUAGUAGAUCAAGCAGAACGACUCUUUCAGAGGCUAUGCCUCAAAUAUCGAGACCUCUGAGCAAUGAAGAUGAUGUUAUGGAUGACUCUACUCAACCUGAAAUCUCACUUAUUGUCCCUCUCGAUGUUGUAGAGGAGACCAACCAUAUUGUUGCAGACGUCGAUGAUGCACACCUCAACAUACCAGCUGAAAUUUCACCUAUGCUUCCUUUGGCCAGUUCCAAUGAUGAGAAGCAUGCAAAAGGUGCCCAGCAGUGGCAGAAUACGAUUACGGGUGUGGGCCAAAGAUUUAGCAGUGUUCAUGAAUUCCGGGAAUCAUUACGUAAAUAUGCCAUUGCACAUCAAUUUGCUUUUAGGUAUAAGAAGAAUGAUAGUCAUCGUGUGACUGUUAAAUGCAAAGCAGAAGGUUGCCCAUGGAGAAUUCAUGCCUCGAGACUGUCGACUACCCAACUAAUAUGUAUCAAGAAAAUGAAUCCAACACAUACAUGCGAAGGUGCUGUUGUGACCACAGGGCAUCAGGCAACAAGGAGCUGGGUGGCUAGUAUCAUUAAGGAGAAGUUGAAAGUGUUCCCAAAUUACAAGCCCAAGGAUAUUGUCAAUGACAUCAAACAGGAAUAUGGAAUUCAAUUAAACUACUUCCAAGCGUGGCGUGGGAAAGAGAUUGCAAAAGAGCAGCUUCAGGGAUCAUUCAAGGAUGCAUAUAACCAGUUACCUCUUUUCUGUGAGAAGAUAAUGGAAUUGAAUCCAGGUAGUCUUGCUACUUUCACAACCAAGGAAGACUCGAGUUUCCAUCGUCUUUUUGUUGCAUUCCAUGCUUCAUUGUAUGGUUUCCUGCAAGGUUGCCGGCCUCUCCUUUUCCUUGAUAGUAUAGCCUUAAAGUCAAAAUAUCAAGGGCUCUUGUUGGCUGCAACAGCUGCUGAUGGGGAUGAUGGAGUAUUCCCUGUUGCCUUUGCUAUAGUAGACACAGACACUGAUGAUAAUUGGGCAUGGUUUUUACUGCAGCUUAAAUCUGCACUAUCAACAUCAUGCCCCCUAACAUUUGUGGCUGAUAGACAAAAGGGUUUAAGGGAGUCAAUUGCUGAAAUAUUUAAAGGCUCAUUUCAUGCCUAUUGCUUGCGGUACUUGACUGAGGAACUUAUUAGAGACUUAAAGGGGCAGUUCUCUCAUGAGGUGAAGCGACUGAUGGUUGAGGAUUUGUAUGGUGCUGCUUAUGCCCCUAGCUCUGAAGGCUUCCAGAGGUGUGUUGAAAGCAUCAAGAGUAUUUCACUGGAAGCCUACAAUUGGAUCAUGCAAAACAGUCAGCCCGAGCAUUGGGCUAAUGCAGUUUUCCCAGGUGGACGAUACAAUCAUAUGACCUCAAACUUUGGGGAGCUGUUCUACAGUUGGGUGUCUGAUGCGCACGAACUACCAAUAACACAGAUGGUUGAUGUGAUAAGGGCGAGAAUUAUGGAGUUAAUUUUUUCACGCCGGGCAGAUUCUGAUCAGUGGGCAAGGAGGUUGACGCCAUCCAUGGAGGAAAAGCUGGAAAAAGAGAAUUUGAAAGUUCGUUCUCUCCAAGUGCUGGUGCCAGCUGGUAAUAUAUUUGAGGUACGUGGUGACUCCAUUGAAGUGGUUGACAUGGAUCGCUGGGAAUGCAGUUGCAAAGGGUGGCAGGUUUCUGGUUUGCCUUGCUGUCAUGCUAUUGCUGUCAUUGGUUGCAUUGGCCGAAGUGCAUAUGACUUCUGUUCUAGAUACUUUACGAUAGAAAGCUACAGAUUAACAUAUUCAGAGUCAAUACAUCCUAUUCCAUGUCUAGAAAGAGAUCUCCUGAAUGAAUCUUCUCAGGCUGCAGUGACAGUGACCCCUCCUCCCGCUCGUCGUCCACCUGGGAGACCUACUACAAAGAGAAUCGGAUCUCAAGAGGUAAUGAAGCGUCAACUCCAGUGCAGUAAAUGCAAGGGACUCGGGCACAAUAAAUCCACUUGCAAAGAGUUGUUGUAGAUUAUUAGAUGGUGUAAGUAUUAUGUUUUAUUCUCUAUUUUGCAUUUGAUGCGUGUAAAUAUGCAUUUCAUACUACUGUAACAUAUCAUACCUUGGCUCAGCACACGCUCAUCCUGUGUAUGGGAUGUGAAGUGGUCUGGUGUGAGAAUGACUAGUAGAAGGUGCGAGUUAGCUUGUUAUUUCAUGGCACAGUAAUCACUGCAAAGCUUUUUCUUUAGCAGCAGAUGAUAUAGUUUGUGGGGAGUGGCAGUGUAAGUUUUCAGAUUCGAACCAACAAUUUUUGUGGAUGACAUUUUUGGUUUGGUUAUUUUUUCAGCAUAAGAGUUACUGGUGGGCAGCCGAGUAUGGAAUGCGUGGAGAGAGGAUUGACAUGGUGGGUACACGUAAGAAGUGUUAGUAAGGGCAUGUUAAAAGAUAUAAAUAGUUGUAGGAGUAAACAAGUGGAUGGGUGGUUGUGAUGUAUGUAAUGGUAGUUUUGGUGUUUCAGUUUUAGUUAUUUUCCGCAAGAUGUAUUUCUUACUUUCAGAUACCUGGCAAGUUGGGAUGAUAAUAAUGUGGUUGUUCGGGGAGGGAAAAGCUUUUGUAGAGAAAUAGGUUCAGUGGCUGAUGGAUGAAUGAUAGAGGGUUUUUCAGGUUUUACUUGCA